GUGUCCAUCAUAUUAAAUGUUUGUUGAAUUAUAUCAAGUACUUUAGAAGAUAUUUAAGGAAACCCCAUUUCCAGCGGCGCCCUUCUGGGACUCACAUCUUCGUAUAUAGGGAGGGCCUUUAGGGAAAAACUUUAUAUCUUACUUUUUCAUGUUCCAUAUGGAUCCCAGAGAUUUCCCACACUUUCAGGGACACCCUGUAUACAUCGUGUCGCGAUUCGAAGCAUCCCGAAUGACUGGCUUGUUUUGCUCCGCUCUCCGCUAUUCCGGAAAUGCCCGCCAUCUCCCAACGAACAAAAAAAAAUAAAGAAAAAAAAAAUAAUAAAAAAUUGUUAUCUCCUUCGAGAGGUUGUGACUAACGAUUUUCGUGACCGGGAAGGCCCGACCAACCGGCGGGGCCGCCGCGACGGCCGCCCCCCCGGCAGGGGCGGGGGGCGGAAUUUCUCCUAUUCGGGGAUUUUCUCCUAUUCUCGCUCGGCGAUCAUUCGAAGCGAUUCCGCCGGAGCCGGUUCGGGGAAAAUGUGCGAUUUCUCGCUCGAUUGACUAUGUAAAAGUUUUCGUUGUGUUUUUAAAUCGCGCGAGGUUUGCUAGAGGAGCUUUUUUGUGGUUUUUUUUUGGGGUUUUUUUCGGGGUGCGAUGUUCAAGUGAUCGGGAAUUAUGGAAUUUUGGGAUAUGGACGACAGGAGGGAGGCGAGGCAUCGGAGUUUGCCAGGUCGAGGAACGGACUUCGUCGGCGGCAUCGACAACGAGGCGUUGGAUUUCUCCCAAUUGGAGGACUUCAUCAACAGCGAGGGUUCCCAAGGGAACAACACCUACUUCGGCGACUCCUUGAACACCACGCCCUCGUCCGGCAAGCUGCUCAAUGUCAUCGUCGAGAAUAAACGAAACGCCAACGGGCAUUCGCUGCCCGACAGCCCGCCGGACAGCAGCUCGGAGCACCCGUACAGCCCGCAGGACGGGUGCGAGCAGCAACAGCAGCAACAGCAGCAGCAGCGGCAGCCCCAGCAGGACUCGAUCUACACCAAUUUGAGCCAGAAUCUCUACAAACCCGCCUCGCUGCUCAAUCCCAUUCUCGCCGACAAUCUGAUCUUGGGCUCGCACAUCGUCGUCGCCGAUCAGACCGGCGCCGAGCAGUUGCUCGACGACGGCGGCAUGAUGCAAGAUGGCGCCGGAGGCGGCGGCGGCGGCGGCGGCGGCCUCGCGACAAUACUCAAUAGUCGAUCGAUUCCGGAUAGUAUUAUUAUUUCCGAAGCUAACGUUACAGAUAACAACCGUCAGCUUUUGUUGUCCUCUUCGGAACCGGCCGCCUACGAUAGGUCGAUGUACAAGAACGACGACUACGAGAAGAACAUCGUCCAUUUGGGCUACAAUCCCAACAUAGAAAAUAUACCUAGAAACGGUUUAGACAAUAAUCUGUGCGAACAAACCAUCGACAACAUGCCGGCGGUCUACACGAACCUCCAAACGUCCACCAAGAAGCGGAAACUGUCGCAGGAUUCGUUGCUCGUCAAAAGCGAACCCGAUCAUUGUCAACUCAGCCCCUCGGAGCAUCUCAACGCCUCAAUGGACGAGGACUACGCCUCAUCGGAGGCUUGCCUCUCGGAAUCUCAGUAUCAAUGCAUCAGAUUCAGCGCCUUCCAGCAGACCAAUUGGCACGUUCUCUGCGAUCAGAAUCUCACCGAAUUACCCGUACCGAUUUAUCGGGUAGACGCCGAUAAAGGAUUCAAUUUCUCCAACGCCGACGACGCCUUCGUUUGCCAGAAAAAGAACCAUUUCCAAAUCACCUGCCACGUUCAGUUGUUGGGCGACGCGCAAUUCGUGAAGACGCCCGACGGCUUCCAGAAGAUAUCCAGCUUCCAUUUGCACUUCUACGGCGUGAAGCACGAUUGCCCGACGCAAACCAUCCGCAUCGAACAGAGCCAGAGCGACAGGAGCAAGAAACCCUUUCAUCCGGUCCUGGUGGAAUUGGUGAAUUCGCAGGUGACCAAAGUGACGGUGGGCCGGUUGCAUUUCAGCGAAACGACGUCGAACAAUAUGCGGAAAAAGGGCAAACCCAAUCCUGAACAAAGGUAUUUCCAGCUCGUCGUCGGGCUGCACGCGCACACGACAAACGGCCAUUUUCCCAUCGUCAGCCACGCCAGCCAGAAGAUCAUCGUCAGGGCGUCGAAUCCGGGUCAGUUCGAGAGCGACGUCGAAUUGUGCUGGCAGAAAGGCCAAACGCAGGAUUCGGUGGUGCACAACGGCAAAGUGGGCAUAAACACCGACAGACCGGACGAGUCUCUUGUCGUGCACGGUAACAUCAAAAUAACGGGUCACAUCAUCCAACCGAGCGACAUUAGAGCCAAGAAGAACAUCAUCGAAUGCAACACCGCCGAGCAAUUGAGGAACGUGCAGAAGAUUAGGGUAGUGAGAUACGAUUACGAGCCCGAGCUGGCGAGCGAAUUGAGCAGGGACAGCGAGUGCUCCGACACGGGCGUGAUAGCUCAAGAAGUGGCUCGAGUUCUACCGGAGGCGGUCAAACCGGCCGGCAAUAUCGUCUUGUCCAACGGUACUUCUAUCGAUAAUUUUUUGGUUGUUAAUAAGGAGCGAAUCUUCAUGGAGAACAUCGGCGCUGUGAAGGAGCUGUGCAAGGUCACCGACAAUUUGGAAACCAGAAUCGAUCAAUUGGAGAGGAUCAACAGGCGAUUGAACAAAUUGAAGAGGGGCGAUAGUCUUAAAUCGACCAGUACCGUUAAUAGUUCGAAAUUAUCGUAUUCGCACAAAUGUUCGAAACACCACCACAAUUGCCAGAAGGACGACGAGCUUUGUUCGAAUAAAUUCAUUCAAAUCGUCAUCGUGAUAUUGGUGUUGAUCAUGGCCUUUUGUUUGGCGGCGAUAACGACGCUCUAUCUGAUGGAGGCGGCCCGAACGACGCAAUACAUUCAAACCAACAUCGACAGAUCCCGCACGGCGAAUUACGGCACCACCCGAAGGCCGGACAAAACCAAAAUCCCCAAUAAAGCUUCGACUUGGUAUCCGACGUUGCCUCCCUAUCAGACCACCAACGCCUACAAAGAAGAAGAAGUCACCAAAGUCACCGUAGAUCCUAACAUAAUCAACAUGAAACCCAGUAUAAUAAUCGGCCGGCCGUUGGAUUGCCUCGCGGUCGAACAGGACCUGGAAAGUACAAAUUUGUGUCAGAUUUACUGUUGCGCGAACCCGCCGUCGAGGCAUUCGCAGGAGGCGCUGUCGUCGCAUUACGCGUCGGAGAAGCGUUUGAACGCGAACAGAAACAAAACGGCGCCUUUGGUGAAUUUGGAGAAGGUGAAAUUGGCGAAGCCCUUCCAUUCGAACGACAUAGACAACAAACCGAGGACCAAACGGGACGCUUUCAGCGACGAUUCGAAUCUGUUCGAUGUCGCCGACGAUCAAAUGUUUACCAUCAUCAUACACGGUAGGAACUUCAACGCGACGUUGACGCCCAAAUACAAGGAAGAAACGAAUUCGCAAUACAACAUAUCCUAUUCAGUGCCAGUAUCGAAAUAUAUGCCGGAUGAAUUCGUCAAUCUAAUCUUCAGAUCGUCUCAAUCGAAUAUAAAGGAGAUCGAACGUUGUUACAACGAGCACAGGCAACGCGAAUGUCCGUUCGUCGGUUCGUCGGGUUAUUACGAUGAUAAAAUCAAAAUCAGGCAUAAGGUUAACGAGAAUUCGCCGACGCAGGUCAUCGGGUACCAGAGCGUGGUGUUCGAAGUCGAUAUGAUCGAUUUCCAAUCGAAGGUGAUGACUUAUAGGGCUUCGUUGAGACAGAAUCCGAAUACAUGCAAAUUGUCUCCGUCAAAGUUGGGUUUGGAAUACAUAGAAUAUAAUUUCCAUUUUUAUAGACACUGUGAUGAAUGAUUUAUCUCUAUUUUUUUUUUUUUAGUUUGUUAGUUAUAUGUGGAACAAAACUAAUCGACAUGACAAGUUUUAUGUAAAUUUUCGUUUGUAUAGAGAUUAUUUUUAGGGUGUAUAGAAUGGUUUUGAGAUUUUUUUGGAAAGUGUGUAUUUGAUCCUAUUUUUUUUUUUUUUAGUUUUAAGGGUGAAACGUGUGAGUUAAUUUUUUGUUUGAUAAUAGAAUACGGAAAAUUAGCGAACACUGUUCACGUAAUUUUACAUUUAAACGAAAUCAUAUCACGUACCUAAACUACUCUAAUCGAAUAGAUUUUAUUUAUUUUGAAUUUCUAUAUAUAGAAAAUUUAUUUUUUUGUUAUGUUAUAGCGCGCAAGAUCAAAUUUACUAGUAGUUCGAUUUGAAUAAGCAAUACUUAUAAUAAAUACUUUUAAACGUUCACAAUGUAUUAAAGUAAGUUCUCUAUUAGAUUUAUGUAAUAUAUCUUAAGGAUUCCCAUAGGAGAUUUUUCGUAAGCAUCACACGUAGAACAAAAAUUACUUGCUCAAAAAUAUUUAGUUUAUGUUAAAAAUCAAUUUUUGUUUAGUUGAAAUAAUAUUGUCUUUGUUAAUUCCGAAAUAAAUUUAAAAUUUUCUACAACAGUACAAAGCUUGAAUUAAAUUGAAUAAGAGAAUAUUUUUGAAUUAAUAAGGAAAAACCUACUCGAGUAAUAGCAAUAAUCUAGUCUAAAAGGAAAUAACAAAAAUAAUAUUCUUUAUAAUACAGUGUACUUAAAAAUCGUGUCCGUCCAAUUUGUGUCUAUUUUUUAUACUUAAUAUCAAUCUUAUUUUACACGUGGGGAUGUAAGCUUUAAUUUUGAAACGCUAAUAAAUAAAAUUUAUUAACCGUACAUUCCUUUUAUCCCCGAGUAAAAUAGGAAUGGUAUUAACACAAAAGAAUAUAAAAUUUAGUUAAGUAUAAUAUAUGUGCUAGAAUCUUUAUAGGUAAUAAUAAAAAUAUGAAAUGUAUUAUUUUUCAUAAUAGUCUUAGUUAUGGCGCAAUUAAAAAGUAUCUAGCGAAAAUAGGAAUGUAAUAUAUUCAGUCAUCAUGUAAAAUUUAUAAUUUUGUUUUUGUGAUUCUGUACAAUAAAAUUGUUUUUCAUUUUGUAG
This is a messenger RNA of Phyllotreta striolata, 5012 nucleotides long. The record is from the annotation of a GenBank genome assembly. Lineage: Eukaryota; Metazoa; Arthropoda; Insecta; Coleoptera; Chrysomelidae.